AUGAAACUUUUUAUCGCCGCGUUCUUCGUUUGCCUCAUCGCCAUGGCUGGAGCCUUUCGAGAGACGAUCUCUAAAACGAUAGUUAGACCCGGAUUUGGCGGAGGAUUCGGCCGAGGAUUUGGAGGCGGUGGAUUCGGACGAGGAUUCGGUGGUGGACGUGGCUUUUUCAACCGUGGAUUUGGCGGACGAGGAGGCUUCGGUUUCGGCAAA
Molecule: messenger RNA, 210 nt
Organism: Mesorhabditis belari
Lineage: Eukaryota; Metazoa; Nematoda; Chromadorea; Rhabditida; Rhabditidae
Source: the annotation of a GenBank genome assembly